Molecule: messenger RNA, 923 nt
Organism: Cyprinodon tularosa
Lineage: Eukaryota; Metazoa; Chordata; Actinopteri; Cyprinodontiformes; Cyprinodontidae
Product: V-set domain containing T-cell activation inhibitor 1-like
Exons: 3
Coding region: 9-428 (139 amino acids)
Biological process (GO): cellular response to lipopolysaccharide; immune response; cell surface receptor signaling pathway
Cellular component (GO): external side of plasma membrane
Source: RefSeq, a predicted model, not a curated record
GUUUGUGCAUGAGGAUGAAGAUGAUGUUGAUGUUUGGGAUCCUCCUGCAGGUUUCCCAUCCUUCCCUGGCUGGGAUAGUAGAGGUGCAUGAAGGGGCGGAGUCUGUCCAGCUGCCCUACCAGUACUUGGGCGAUAUACCUGAAGUCAACCCCACAGUUUUAUGGACUCGAAGUGAUCUCAACCCUAAAAUCAUCCACCGACAAAGAGAAGAAGGAGCUGAUCCUUCAGACCAAAACCAGCUUUACAGAAAACGGACCUCAAUGAAUCCUGACCUUCUAGAUACCGGAAACUUCAGCCUCACUCUGAGGAAACCUCACCUGUCUGAUAGUGGAAACUACACCUGCACCAUCUCUGAUGGAAGAGUAGAGCUAAAACUUACACAGGUUCAGCUGGAUGGUCAAAGGUCAGCAAAGGAAAUUAUUUGUUAACAUUUUUGGUAAAGAUAUAAAUUAAUUUUUAGAGCAUCACAGGGACACAGAGGACAAACCCAUUCCAGCCCACUCCCACUCAUGUUUAAGGGCCGUUUAGAAAAACCCACAAAGCUAACAGUGUCGAGUUUAGCGGAAGUUAGUUGAAGCCAAAAAUGCAAAAAUAAAGAGACAGAGAUUAUUUCUCUUAACUUAGAGAAAUACAACCAAAACCAGGAGAAACAUAUUGGAGGAGGGAAGAGGAUCCAGCAAAGAGGAAGUAGAGAUGAGGAGUAUAUAUGGGAGACAACAAUGAGAACAAAUGAAAACCAAGAGGAAAACUAGAGGAUUGGGGGCUGGAGAAAAACAGAAAACACCAAAGAGGAAUAGUAAAACUAAGAAGUAACUCAAAACAUGAUAUAAUUGUUAACAGUUAAAAACAGAAUAAAAAAUUCCCUGUAAAAAUUAUCUUGAAACAAGUAAAAGUUUCUUAAAUUAGGUGUAUUUACCCUGAAU